Caenorhabditis sp. 36 PRJEB53466 is the source of this 1531-nucleotide messenger RNA. NCBI's taxonomy places the organism in Eukaryota, Metazoa, Nematoda, Chromadorea, Rhabditida, Rhabditidae. The record is from the annotation of a GenBank genome assembly.
AUGGGCGGUCUGUGCUCGACGGAAACCUAUUUGCUCGACAAGGAGACCUAUAAGAAGCAGGUGAUUCCGAGUCCCCUUUCUCAGAAAACUAACUUAAACAUCAUCGAUUGCAGGUGGAGCAGAACAAGACGAUCGAGAAUGCGCUGGAGCAGGACCGCAAGGUCAAGAUUCUCAAAUUGCUUAUUCUGGGUCCUGGAGAAUCGGGAAAGAGCACGACGAUCAAGCAAAUUAAGUGAGCUUCUACUCACCAAAAAGUGACGUGGUAUCAUUAUUUUCCUUCAGAAUUAUUCACGAUACAGGCUAUUCGACAGAAGAGAAACUCGUCCGACGACACGGAAUUUACAUGAAUAUUCUGGAGGGCAUCGAGGAACUUCAUCUGGCAGUCGUUAGGGAGAAUAUGACCUACAGGAAUCCAAUGUCUUUUGUAAGUUAUUGUGAUUCUGGCCAUCACUCACAUUUUUCGUUUCAGGACCACAUCCAAGAAGUUCGGCAGUUCACCGAGAACUUCAAAAAGUCAGAAGGCGGCGAUAAAUCGUUAGGCGCCGAAGUGAUCAAUGCCAUUCAAAAGUGAGCAGUUAUCCAAGAAUAACACAUUCCUCAAUCGAAACUUCCAGAUAUGUGAAGGAUGAGACCGUAACCGUGAUGCUCAGGGACAAAACUGUUUACAAUAUCGAUGAUUCCACUAUUUAGUGAGUUAAUCUGACCUAUUCCAUACAAUCAAACACAAAUUCUCUACAGUUUUCUGGAUAACUUCUCACGGAUCAUCGAGAAAGAUUAUCUUCCGACAGAGGACGACAUUCUGAAGAGCAGAGUGCCGACUUCGGGAGUUAUCCAGUACAAGAUCAUGCUCAAGAACUUCAACUUUAAGUGAGCGUACCGUAUACUGUACCUACCGUAUCCACUGUGUUCAGAAUCUUCGACGUCGGCGGUCAGCGAGCGCAACGGAGGAAAUGGCUGCACGUGUUCGAUGACGUGCACGCUGUCCUCUUCAUCACUUCGCUUUCGGAGUACGAUCAGAUGCUGAGAGAGGACUCCACUGUGGUAUCUUUGAAAUGUUCUUCUGUUCUCCGUUCUCAAAAGCGCAGUUUAGAAUCGGAUGAAAGAGUCGUUGAAUUUGUUCGAGAAGAUUUGCAACGGGAGGUACUUCUACAGCACCGCAAUGAUUCUGUUUCUCAACAAGAUCGACUUGUUCGAGAUCAAAAUCAAGCACAUCAAUAUUGACGUGGCACUGACCAGUUAUAAAGGUAAGAUUCUGGGACCGAAUUGAUGAAUUAGUCCUCACCGAUUCACUUGUAGGACCGCAGACGCGUGACGAUGCUCUCGAUUACAUCAGAAGACGAUUCAUUUCGUUGAACAAGAACAAGAAGCGCUCGAUCUAUGAGCAUGUGACUUGUGCCACCGACACGGAGCAGAUUCAGGUACGGCAAUGCACUUGAGACAAUAAUACGGCAAUUACCCUCUUCAGGUAGUCAUAGAUUCGGUGAUCGACGUGGUCAUUCAGCACACGAUGCAGAAAGUGGGAAUUCAGUAG